AUGCUCCCGUCCAAGGCGUCGCGACGUCCGCUGAGCAAGCAAGAUGCGCGCCGCAGCUUUAUCGAGCUCACGCGCCAAGCCUCAAUGGGCCACACGUCAGCACCGACCACGGGCGGCGGCUGGCUCUCGAUCGACACGCCGCUCCACGAGAAGAGCACAGACAACGACGACGACGACGGCGACGAUCUGGGUAGCAGAGCGCGUUCCCAUGACCCACCGUCGCUCGGGAUGCGUGCAAAAAGCAACGUUCGCAUUGGCAGCUUGGACUUGUACGCAGCAUUCGCGGUCUUUGGCUACUACCUCGUGACGUUUGAGACGCUUGUGGUCUCCUUCAACACGGUGCUGGCCACGUCCGCGUACUAUUACAUCGACACGCACACGGACGCUGUCUUCAACUACAAUCUUUCGUGGACGCUCGUGACCUUUGCCAUCGUCUCGCCCAUCAUCAUGCAGACGCAGCAGGCGUACAACCGCCGCGAGAACGCGCUCUUGCUCGUGGCUGAAACCAAAGCCCUUAUGCUCAACGUGUACGUGGCCCACCACCAGUGGAUUGCGCCGGCCAAGCAAGCGUGCGUCCCGACGACGCUGCUUACACGCACGCGGCUGCUCGUCCGUGGCAUCAUGUACGACCUCUGCGAGCUCGUGAGUCUGCCCAAUGUCACGCGCGGGCGCCACCGGUUCACAUCUACUGGCGUCCGCGAGUCCCAAGCGCAACAGGCGCAGCAGCAAACGCUGCGAUCCCGCCUCGCCGUCGGCUUGGAGCAGCUCCACGGCCAAGUGCGCGAUCUGAAAUGCCAUGGGCUAUCGGAAGGCGAGGCGUCGCGUCUGUACCAGUACCUCUGGAUGAUCCACUCGCGCGUGCUGAGCUUGAUCAACAUCAAAAUGUACCGGACGCCGCAAGCGACGCGGUCGUUCACCAAGGUGCUCGUGCAUAUCCUGCCGUUCUUUUACGGUCCGUACUAUGUCAACGUGGCGUCGGGCGACGGGUCCAGCAACCGCACCAACUUUGCGUUCGCACUGGCGUUUGCGAUCUUGACGAGUCUCAUGAUGAUUGGCAUCCUCAACGCCCAAGAGGCCCUCGAAGACCCGUUCAGCGGGGAUGGCCUCGACGUCGUGCACAUGGAGAGCAUGUUUGAUCGGCUCGAAGAAGACAUGGCGGCCAUGAACGACGGCGCCAUCUAAGGCAUGCAUCCUAAAUCCAACGUAGUUCGAUGGGCG
Saprolegnia parasitica CBS 223.65 is the source of this 1218-nucleotide messenger RNA. RefSeq lists its product as hypothetical. NCBI's taxonomy places the organism in Eukaryota, Oomycota, Saprolegniomycetes, Saprolegniales, Saprolegniaceae. Bases 1 to 1182 code for a protein of 393 amino acids. The transcript has 2 exons. The record is from RefSeq and is a predicted model, not a curated record.